Messenger RNA from Diaporthe amygdali, 1020 nucleotides. Its product is annotated as casein kinase ii alpha subunit. Gene Ontology annotation, molecular function: protein serine/threonine kinase activity; ATP binding. Gene Ontology annotation, cellular component: nucleus; protein kinase CK2 complex; cytosol. NCBI's taxonomy places the organism in Eukaryota, Fungi, Ascomycota, Sordariomycetes, Diaporthales, Diaporthaceae. The coding region runs from base 1 to 1020 and encodes 339 amino acids. The record is from RefSeq and is a predicted model, not a curated record. Gene Ontology annotation, biological process: regulation of transcription by RNA polymerase III; DNA damage response; protein phosphorylation. The transcript is spliced from 6 exons.
AUGGCGCGGGUUUACGCAGACGUCAACCAGAACAUGCCUCGAGCAUACUGGGACUAUGACAGCGUCAACAUCAGCUGGGGUGUCUUGGAGAACUACGAGGUUGUCCGCAAGAUUGGUCGCGGAAAAUAUAGCGAAGUUUUUGAGGGCAUCAACGUGGUUAACUACCAGAAAUGCGUCAUCAAGGUCCUCAAGCCUGUCAAGAAGAAGAAGAUCAAGCGUGAGAUCAAGAUCCUACAGAACCUGGCGGGAGGGCCCAACAUCGUCGCACUGCUGGACGUCGUCCGCGAUUCACAGAGCAAGACACCUUCGCUCAUCUUCGAGUUUGUCAAUAAUACCGACUUCCGAAGCCUAUACCCCAAGUUCAACGAUUUCGAUGUUCGUUUCUACAUCUCCGAGCUCCUCAAGGCGCUGGAUUUCUGUCACAGCAAGGGCAUCAUGCACCGUGAUGUGAAACCUCACAACGUUAUGAUCGAUCACGAGAACAGAAAACUUCGCCUUAUCGACUGGGGUCUGGCUGAGUUCUACCACCCUGGCACUGAGUACAAUGUGCGCGUGGCUUCCCGCUACUUCAAAGGCCCAGAGCUCCUAGUCGAUUUCCAGGAAUACGACUACAGUCUGGACAUGUGGAGUCUCGGGGCGAUGUUUGCGUCGAUGAUCUUCCGCAAAGAACCAUUUUUCCAUGGCAACUCCAACAGCGACCAGCUGGUCAAGAUUGCCAAGGUCCUGGGUACCGAUGACUUAUUCGACUACUUGGACAAGUACGAGAUAGAGCUUGACGCCCAGUACGACGACAUCCUUGGCCGCUUCCAGAAGAAGCCUUGGCACAGCUUCGUCAAUGCCGAUAAUCAGCGGUUUGUCAGCAAUGAGGCUAUUGAUUUCCUCGACAAACUAUUGCGUUACGACCAUCAGGAGAGAUUGACCGCGAAAGAGGCCAUGGCCCACCCAUAUUUUAACCCUAUUCGUGACGAGGCAAAUCUCCAGGCGUACCUAGCGGGUGCCCCUGGCGUUGUAAACUCUUGA